This is a messenger RNA of Entelurus aequoreus (snake pipefish), 1776 nucleotides long. Its product is annotated as cell adhesion molecule 3-like. The transcript is spliced from 10 exons. Bases 1 to 1698 code for a protein of 565 amino acids. Gene Ontology annotation, cellular component: presynaptic membrane. The record is from RefSeq and is a predicted model, not a curated record. NCBI's taxonomy places the organism in Eukaryota, Metazoa, Chordata, Actinopteri, Syngnathiformes, Syngnathidae. Gene Ontology annotation, biological process: homophilic cell-cell adhesion.
AUGAGAGCGUCUGUCGGCGCCGCUUCCCUGCGCCGGCUUUCAUUUCGCCGAGCGUUCAAUCCCCCACCGUGGCGUGUCGUGUCAGCCGCUCUUAAGGUUCCCUUUGCCGAGCUAACGUGCCGCGGUGCCGCCGCCAAUCCCGCGCUGUCACUUCAGCAGCCGCUGCCGCCGCCGCCGCCGUUCACGCUGCGAGACAACCGCAUCCAGCUGCACCGCUCCACGUCCACCGAGCUCUCCAUCACCAUCGCCGAGGUGCAGCUGUCUGACGAGGGCGAUUACACCUGCUCCAUCUUCACCAUGCCCGUGCGCACCGCCCGGGCCACCGUCACCGUGCUAGGUGUGCCCGGCAAACCUCACAUCUCUGGAUUAGAGAAUCCGGUGCAGGAGGGGGGCACGGUCACCUUGACCUGCACCAGCACUGGCAGCAAACCCCCCGCCCGGCUGCACUGGUUUCGCGGGGACGAGGAGCUGGAAGGCCGCCCGGACGUGGUGGAGUCGGUGCAGGAUGAGCCCACCUACAACGUGAGCAGCGAGCUGACGCUGGAGGUGAGCCGCGCCAACGACAACCAGGUCAUCACCUGCGCCGUGGACCAUCCCUCGCUGGCGCCGGGGGACAAACGGAGCGAGCACACCCUGAGGGUCUUGUAUUCCCCGAACGUUCAGAUACUGCCUGAGAGUGAUCUGCCUCGUGAGGGGGAGAAGUUUCUUCUCCAGUGUUUGGGCAACAGCAACCCUGAGCCGUCGUCCUACACUUGGGAGAAGAAGGAUGGAGAGCUCCCCCCGCUGGCCAAAGCGGACGGCGCGUUCCUGCGCUUUGAGACGCUGAACAAGUCGGACAACGGCGUGUACCUGUGCUUCGUGGACAACGGCGUCGGGAGCAGCGCUGGCGAAUACACGCUGCUGGUGCAAGACCCGGACACCACGAUUGCUUCUGCGACCUCUUCUCCUACGUCACCGCCAUCUUCCCCCCUUGCCACUGAAUCUACCUCCUCCUUCGACAUUACGGAACUUUCCUCCACCACCUUCCAGUCCGAGAGCGCCGCCACCGUCCACUCCGAGAGCACCGCCACCGUCCAGUCCGAGAGCACCGCCACCGUCCACUCCGAGAGCACCGCCACCGUCCAGUCCGAGAGCACCGCCACCGUCCACUCUGAGAGCACCGCCACCGUCCAGUCCGAGAGCACCGCCACGCUUUCCAACGAGCUUUUCCCCGACGUCACUUUGUCGCCCGACUCCUCCUCCUCUUCCCCCUCCUCUCUCACUUCCGUCUCUCGUACGUCCGCCUCCUCUACUCCCUUCUCCAGUUCGUUUUCGACUUUGCCUCCCAUAUCUGCAAGCGCGGCGCCUUCCUCCACCGCCCACUCCUCCGCCUUUGCCUCCUCCUCUUACUCCUCAGUUUCCGACUCGCAGAACGGACGUUUCACUUCCACAGAAGCUGCCGACAACGCCCCAGACCCCACCGCCAUGUCCACCUCCUCAGGUGUGGACCACGCCGUGAUUGGAGGAGUGGUGGCCGUCAUCGUCUUCAUCCUGCUCUGCCUCCUCAUCGUCUUUGGAAGAUACCUCAUCAGACACAAAGGAACAUAUUUGACCCACGAGGCCAAAGGUUCCGAUGACGCUCCGGACGCCGACACGGCCAUCAUCAACGCAGAGGGCGGCCACUCCGGAGCGGAGGACAAGAAGGAGUACUUCAUCUAGUUAGGGAGCAAGGGAGCAAGGAGAGGAGAGAGAAGGAAAGAACAAUCUUCCAUUCGUUUGUACGCCGCUCGGUCGGAG